Messenger RNA from Planococcus citri (citrus mealybug), 8633 nucleotides. RefSeq names its product zinc finger and BTB domain-containing protein ttk (gene ttk). Bases 1286 to 3154 code for a protein of 622 amino acids. Gene Ontology annotation, biological process: regulation of transcription by RNA polymerase II. Lineage: Eukaryota; Metazoa; Arthropoda; Insecta; Hemiptera; Pseudococcidae. The transcript has 10 exons. Gene Ontology annotation, molecular function: protein binding. Gene Ontology annotation, cellular component: nucleus. The record is from RefSeq and is a predicted model, not a curated record.
AAUUAAUUCAAUUUGGAGCAGAUUUUUGAUUCAGCUAUUGAAUUAAUGAACGUUCGAGGAAUUGAAUUGUAAUAUCUUUCAUUCAUUCGUCAUAUUACAGUAGUUUUGUUUCCUAACCAAGUCAACGGCGCUUCUCCAUGGAUUACCAGCUUUUCACCUGUUGUUCGAUGAAGUAAGAAGUUUCAGGCUAAGAAUCGAUAGGAAGAGAUUCAACGUUGAUUAUUCACGUACAGAAUCAACCAUCGUUUCAAUCAAUUCGAAGUUUUAGUUCAGAAGUAGAAAUUAGCUCGAACUCAAUCAUGUUUAACGUAGAAUCACUUUUAAAUCAACCCCUAAGAUCAUCGGAAACCGAAGGUGUUACUUGAGAUUCUGAUUCGCAACGAAGAGCUUGUUUUAGUUUCGAAUCGCGUUCAACUUGAAAUCAUCUGUUAUAUACCGUAGUAUAGGUGUUAUUCGAGAACCUAAAGUUAGAAUUUCGUUCGGGUUACGAUUCGUCGUUCAGCGUCACCGAAGAAAGCAGGCAGCAGCUUUUCCCUACAUAGGUCAUUCUCGACGUAAAAUAAUCCACCAUCGUAGCAGAUUCGAAUCAACAAGUGGAAAAAUCCCCUCAGCUGCCUACCAAAUUGCUUCGAGCUCCUGAAAUAAUCCCUCGACCAGGCCAAACCAGGCACCAGGCUCCUGCGUACCAGAAUCAGAACGACUCGAAGCAUACGCAGCCAAACUCCGAACGCCAUCUCGUAAAUAAAAUACAUUCGGUAAAGUGUUGCGGACUGGGGAAAUUAUCCUGACUUUUUACAGUUCGCUCCACCGUCGUAUUAUCGCGCUCUAAGUACCGUAGCGUGUUGUUUUAUUCAUUCAGUGAGGCGGCUUCGGUGCGGUUUCGUGUAUCUCGCGGGUCGCGAACAUUGAUACUCUAUUUUGUUCGCGGUUUCUUGUUGCGCCAAUAAUAUUUUGUUGCGUUCGUAUACUUCGUUUUUCCAUUAUUCAUCAAACAUACCGAACAAAAAAUUUUAAAAAAACAUUGCCGCCGAUCAAAGUUUUUCGUCCCUGUUGACUCUGUAUCUACACCUCGUACUCAGCUGUUGCUUCUUCGGUGUUGUGCAUUUUUUUUCACGGGUUGAAGAAUAUACUAUACGCGAUACGAGAAGACGGGCCGAGUAUAAUAUACACGAAUCAAGAUGUGAAUUAAAACGGCUUUAAAUUCGAGCACGAGCAAUUAUAUCGUCGUAUAGAGUUACCAUAUACGUAUAUUUCGAUAUUGAACAACACACCCGUAUAAUAUAAAAUGACGCAUUCGUCUCAAAGGUUCUGUUUACGAUGGAAUAAUCACCAGUCGAAUUUGUUAUCCGUGUUUGAUCAGCUAUUACACGAUGAGUCGUUUGUCGACGUUACGAUCGCCGUCGAAGGACAGUUAUUAAGAGCCCAUAAGAUGGUGCUGUCCGCAUGCAGUCCAUAUUUUCAAGCGUUGUUCGUCUCGCACCCGGACAAGCACCCAAUAGUGAUCCUAAAAGACGUACCUUUCGCCGACAUGCGUUCGUUACUGGACUUCAUGUACAGAGGCGAAGUAAGCGUCGACCAAGACCGUCUAACUGCCUUCCUAAAGGUCGCCGAAUCGUUACGUAUCAAAGGCCUGACCGAAGUAAACGAAGAAAAAUGCGACCUGCCUUCGAUCGCCUCUUCGCUGCUAUCGAACCAACACCGUUCAACGCCACCUCCGGCUGCUCCUCCGCCGCCUCCGAGUCUGCACAGGAUACACCUAACGCAGCCUUCAUCCUCCGCAUCGUCGUCUUCCUCGACGACUUCGUCGAACGCUAAACGAUGCGCAUCUUCGCCCAGCAAUUUUAAUCCGUACUGCGGUAGUAAUGCUUCGGCCAUGUAUAGUCAGAAACGAAAACGAGGCAGGCCUCGUAAGUUAUCCGGCGGUAGCGAUACGCCAUCGGGGGCGUCACCCGAACACGAGAUGAACACCGAUGGCGAUUUGAGGAAUUCGGCCAGUUUCGCCGAUUCUCCUUAUGGUCAUGGACCACCCGAUUUAUUGGAAGUCAAUAUGACCGAGCAUUCGCAAAAUUCGCCGAGUUCGUUCUCAGAGGACCACAAUCUAGGAUCUCCCGAAGCCAGCAUGGUCGAAGACGACGACUGCUGUAUAAAAACCGAACCAAACGAAGAAUCCGGUGGCGCUGCGUUCCAAGAAUGCAAAAGUCCUCAUCAAAAAGAUAGCCCGAAUUCGAGGUCGCAGUCUCAGACGCCAACUGGUCAGUCCGAAAGAUAUCCACCUGAUAAAUGCCAAUGGAAAGAGAUACUGAAACGACUGAAGAAACCUGAAAUCACCAUCCGAGUAGAAAACAACGAUAAGCAACCCGAAGAGAGCGGAUUAUCGAUCAGCGCCGUUGUAAACGACCGAAAAUCAGGCACCUCAGGAGGCGAGUCGACGUCGUCCUCCAAAAACACCAACAACACUAAUAGCGGCAACGUUGUGGAUGGCAAAUGCUACUCGUUAGAUAAUUUUUACAACAAUUCAUCCGAGACUGGGCCUGGCUCAUCGAGUUCGGGCGGUGCGAAAAACCAUAAUCAGAACCAGCACGUUAUACACUCUUGGUAUUCGGAAUCGCACCAGCAGACCGGAUACUUUAUGGAUGCGGACGGAGACGGAGACGACGUCGACGAAGAAGACGAAGCCAUGUUGAAAUACGAAUACGAAUCGUCGCGUAUUGCAGCCCUUGCCAGUAACGCUUCUAGUCCCGGAGGCGGCUCGAGCUCCGGUCAAGUUCCGGUAGCUGUGACCGUCUCGACGACUCCGGCUACCGGUGCUGCGGCCAACGAGCACUCUAAACCGUUGGAUAAGUCAUCGGUGCGCAGAUACUGCGUGCAAGUGGCCGAGCAUCUGUUUCAGUGCACGUUAUGCUAUAAAACCUACACCCAUAUUAGUAACUUUAGCAGGCAUUUUUUGAGCGCUCAUCACGGUCUCAGGCAAGAAAUACCGUGCCCGGUUUGUUACAGGAUAUUUACCCGAAGGGAUAACAUGCUGACGCAUAUGAAACAAGUGCAUCGUAUCACGGUCACUAGAGGCUUGGCUACCAGUAUAAUUCAAAAACUUUCGGCCGCCAAUGAAUCGGCCUCCGGAGCUAGUUCGGAUAAUCAAAUUAAUUCCAAUUAGGGUCUCCGCAGCCUCCCCAUUUCUCCUCGAGGUAUUAUACGAAAGUUGUGGUACGAAGACGAACGAAUCAUUGACCCCCGUGGAACAACGAUGAUACCUAUACUGGUGUUUUUCUUCUUUUUACUAUAUGUUUCGUAUUUUCGACGUGUUGUUUUAUUUAUUAUUCUUAUUGUUGUUGUUGUUUUAUCCUUAUUAUCUUUCUCCUUUUAUUUCUUUUUCUUCUCUCUCGAUACUGCGUGGAGACUGCGGAGUUAGCCAAAGUUUUCGAAAAACUACGAAUUUUUUUUCGCUUGUGAUAUUAGUUUUAAAUUUUUCGUCGUUUUUGUUUUGCCAUUAAGUAGUCUAUACUUUUAAUUAACGAAAUUGUACGUAGUACGUGUGUGUGUAUGUGUAAUUUUUGAUGUUUAAUUACUGCUACUCUUUUUCUGUUUUUUUCCUUUCUUUCGAAUUUUUUUAUUUUCAAAUACGUAGAGGAGUUAUUUUUAUCGUAGGACUUUGAAAACUGGUUUUCAUUUUUUCCCUUUGGGAUGACAAAUUUUAUUCUAGUGUUUUAAAUUUCUUUUUUUUUGGAAAAAUUAACAAAUUAGCAAAUAAUACAAUUUGAUAGAGCUUUUCAAAAAUUGGAUCGAAAAUUUCGAAUUUCGUGAUUAUUUUUCAAACAGUAAUUUUUCAAUCAAAUUAGUAAAUUUUUUCACAAGUCAAUUUUUCUUGCAACGUGUUAGCUGUGUUUUUCAAGCGACGAAUAUUUUCAUUUCGCUCGCGAAUAACUUUUCGAAGUACUUAAUUAUUUUUAUUUAACUAACGAACGAGAAAUAGACUGCGAUUUAUUUAGAAAAUAUUGAGAUGUUUCUAACAAUUGGAUAUUUCUUUGUGAUUUUUAUUUUUGUCUGUAGCGUAAAUUUUUAAUUUGGAAAAAUUUACGUUUUAUUUUGAAAAAUGUGAAUUAAUAUUUAGGUGUAUUUGGAUGAUUCGAACUGAAUCGUUCGCGAACGAAUGUAUCUUCUUGAUCUUGAGAUCUUGAAAUAGUUGGAUUUUUUAGAUUAAAAGUUCUUUUUUCCCCUUCUAAGGCGAGAAAGGCUAAAAAAAAUUAGAAGCAGGGCUGUGAACAUGAAUUUUAAAAAUAGGUACUCUGUUCCCACUUCUCACAUCCAACUGUUUAAAGAAUUGUUGGGGGGGGAGGGGGGUCAACAUUUUUCCUUUGAAAAAAAGAUUUGGUGAAGUAGAACUUUCAAGUUUUUUACUUUGACUGCUUGCAUUUUUUUUUCUUCUCUUUUCCCCUCUCCCAGAAAUUUUGUUUUCCGAAUCCAAUAGAAAAAUCAGGGAUUGUUUGAAUUUCCUUCACAUUAAAAAAUGAGAUUUUCCUUCAUUCGCAACCCCCCCCCUCCCUUCCAUAAAAGUAAUGAUUUUUUUUUGAAAAAAAUGGCAACCUUGCUGAACAAUCUUCUUAUUGAUCAGCGCAGAACGAAUUUUCUCUACUACUAAUCACAUCUUAGUUCAGACAUUUGUAAAUGAUUCAUUCCCAAAUUCGUUCGCGAACGAAUCUUUUUUGCUAUGAUUUUUUUCUUGAGUAAUUUAUUUUGAAUAGUUGAAUAUUUUGAAAUGAGCAAAUCUUAGUUCAGACAUUUGUGAAUGAUUCAUUUCUCAAACUCGUUCGCGAACGAAUCUUUUUCGCUAUGAUUUUUUUCUAGAAGAAUUUAUUUUGAAUAGUUGAAUAUUUUGAAUUGAAAUGAGCAAGUACUAUAUUUUAGUUCGCGAACGAUUUUUAUACAAAUUUUUGUACGAAUCGUUCGCGAACGAAAACGUUGUGAUUGAAAACUACUCUUUUGCAAAUAAAAAGAAAGCAAUUUAUUCACCAACUGUUAUUAGGAAAUGUUCAUCAGUUCAGUUUUGACUCCCAAGCAGGCACUUAGAAUCACUUGUGAAGAAGAUUCAUUCGUUCGCGAACGAUGUAACCAUCUCUAGUUCCGAAGUGAUUCUUUCGUUCAUGUAAAGAUUUUUCAUUUGGAGUUUGUUUGUUAGUGAUUGAUUCAUAUUUACUUGGAAUAGAUUUCUGAUUUCGUUCUCGAACGAAUCUUUUCUUGGUUCGAUGCUCUCGAGUCGUUUGCCGAUGAAUCAUUUCAAAUUUUUACCGACCAACAAUUCACUUUCAAACUUUUUGUUUCGUUCUAAAAUGAUUCGUUUUCGAGGAUGAUUCGUUCGCGAACGAAAUAAUCACUUGUAGUUUAGAAUUGUUCAUUUCGUUUGUAUAAGAUUAAUUUUCAAUUUUCAUUAGCAAAGGAAUGCCUCUGCUCGUGAUUCAAUAUAGUUGACCUUCAUUUUUCGGUUUUCGUUCACGAACGAUUCGUUCAUCGAUUUGAUUCUUUCGUUCAUUGAAGAAUCAGUUCAGAAUGUAUUCAAUUUGCCUACAAUUCUUAUUCAAAGUGUUUUUUUUUUUCGUUCAUAAUUGAGUCGGUUUUGUGGAUGGAUUGUUGUUCGCGAACGAAUGAAUCACUUCCAUCUAUAAAGUAGUUGUUGAGUUAGUGAACGAUUCUUUUUUCGAUGUGAUUCUUCUGUCUGUUGAUGAAUCAAUUCUGAUUUCUCAUUUCUGAUCACUGGCUUCUUAAUCGACGAAUUUUUUUUUCGUUCAAAAAUGAUUCGUUUUCGAGGAUGAUUCGUUCGCGAACGAAAGAAUCACUUGUAUUUUAGAAAUGUUCAUUUCGUUCGUUCAAGAUUCAUUUUCAUUAGGAAAGUAAUGCCUCUGCUCGUGAUUCAAUCUUGUUGACCUGUAUUUUUUGGUUUUCGUUCACGAACGAUUCUUUCUUUGAUUUGAUUCUUUCGUUCAUUGGAGAAUCAGUUCAGAACGUAUUCAUUUUACUUGCCUACAAUUUUUUUUCUUUCAAAAAUGAUUCGUUUUCGAGGAUGAUUCGUUCUCGAACGAAACGAAUGAAUCACUUCUAUCCUAGAAGUGAUCGUUGAGUCCGUGAACGAUUCUUUUCACGACCGAGUCAUUCAUGUUGACAUGUAGUUUUCUGCUUUCGUUCGCGAACGAUUCUUUUCUCGAUGUUAUUCGUUAUUUGUCUAUGAGAACCAAUUUUCCAAUCGUCAUUUCACCUGUGAUUCACAUCUGAAACUGAAAGUGAGUGUUUUUCGUUCAAAAAAGAUUCUUUUUUGAGAUGACUUGUUCGCGAACAAAGAAUCGCUUUCGCCUCGGAACUUAUCAUUUAGUGUAUGUACAAUUCAUUUUCACGUGUGAUUCAUUUAUUCGUGAUUCGUUCACAUUGAUCAGUAGUUUUUUGGUUUUCGUUCUCGAACGAUUCGAUUCUUUUUGCAAUGUGGUUCUUUUAGUCAUUGAUGAAUCAUUUCAGAAAAAAAUUUGUAUCCGCCAACAAUUCGUAUCCAAAAUUGAAUAUUUUCGUUCGGAUAGGAUUCGUUUUUAGAGUGAUUCGUUCGCGAACGAAAGAAUCGAUUCCAUUUUUAGAAAUGAAUGAAUGAUCAUUUCGUUCAUGUCUGAUUCACUUUCUUGAGUUGAAUUGAGUUAAUCGUUCGAUAACGAUUCGUUUGUAGAAUUUAUUUGAUCGUUCACUUUUCAGUCAUUAUUUUGAAAAAGAAUCAUAUUUUCCAUCGAUGUGUAUGUUGAAAAAAAAAGAAUCAUCGCCCUAAAAGUCUCGUUCUUUCUUCUCGAAAUCAUCCAAUACACCUGUAAAAUUCUACGAUUAUUCUAAAAUUUGUUACUUUUUUUAGUCAUUUUGUAUUUAGUUGAAAUUGAUUUUUAAAUUAGUAAACAGAGUAAUGCUUUUAUUUGCUACUUUAUUGUCUUUCAGUGCUUUAGCACUAUUUAUACUCAUUUUUAAAUGUUUAACAAUUUUAAACUUAUUAUCGAUGAUUUUUUUUUCUCCUUCUAAUAUCGAAUCAAAAUUCAUUUUGUCUUCUUUUUCUCGUUUUAAUAGAGGUAACUUUGCGUCGCCAAUGACUCAGUUUUAAUUUUUUUUCCCUCGGUUUAUUUGUUUCAUUAACAAAUCCCGGUGAUCAGCUCACUGCUGAAAAAAAAAUUGAAAGAAAUUUUACGUUCAAAUUUGCCUUACUCGUAUCGUUGUAGAAUUAAUUUAUUUUAUAAGUUAUUUAUUUAUCGAAGAAGUUCGCCAUUUUUUCGCAACUGAAAGUAUAACGAUCUCAACAAAAAAAAAUGAAUGCAAAAAAUAUUAGUUAUUUUUUUCUCUCGAGGUAACCUUAUUAAAAUAUUAUUAAUGGGUUCAUACUCCCGCGUUUAUUUUUCGAUACGCGUAUUUAAUUUUAUUUAAUUCAUUUAUUAUGUUAAUCGUUAGUUCAAUAUUACUUUACGUAUUUGCGAAGAAUGAUGAAGAAUUGGUCGAGAAGUCGAUGUUGGUUCUGUUUGGCCUUUUAUUGUUAUAGAAAUUGAAUUUUUUUGUGAUAAAUUAUCAUUUUAAAAAUUAUUUUUAGUAGUUAUUUGUAUGUAAAUAUGUAUAACAUUUAAUCGAUACGUCCUUAAAAAGACUUGAGAAUUGGAUUAAUUUUUUCGUUACGUAUUUUAAAGUUUAAUUUUCUGCCUCUCGUUCGUAUAUUUCCGAGUGAAUUUACGUCUACUUCUUCUUCUUCUUGUCUGCUGUUUUAUUUAAUUAUCUCGAUAUGAUGUUUACUUUCUCCUAGUGGUAUGACUAGUCUCCCUUCCUUUUCCCGUUCGCUCGUCGCCAACCCUAUCGAAUGGAUUUAAUUCGAAGUACUUAAUAGAAUUUCUCGUGUCAGCAUAUCUUGCCAAUAGAAAAUUUAAUUUAUUUAAAAAAAAAAAAAGGUAAACGUAGCGACAAAAGGUGGGAAAGAAGGGUAGAGACGAGUCGAAUCGUCUAUUUAUUUAAUAAAUCAUGGUACCUACCUAAAGUGUACUUACCUAUUAUUAUACUUAUCUAUUUAUUUGAUACGUCUUGAUAUUUUUGGAACAGUUUUCCUUUUUAUAAUUUUCGAAUUUUUAUUGGUGCAUUCGUGUUAUAAACACAAUAUCGAAGUAAAAAAGCAAUAAAUUGCCCUCGUACUUACCGAUUUUUAUUUUAAUAUUCGUUAAUGCUCCUUUUCUUAUAUACCUAUUUUUAGUAAAACGGUUGCCUUUGAUUUUUUUUCUUCUCUUUAAAUUUUAGCCAAUUUUUUUUCUUUCAUCGAAGUUUACUAUAAGUGAGUGUUAUUUAAUGAAACGAUUAAGGAAUUAUACUAUUAAUCAAUAUGUACGCAAUAUAUUUUGUUUAUCGAUAUUAUUUUUUUGUCGUGUUUUUGUUUUUUUUUCUUCUUUUUUUUUUGUUUUUACGUGUAUUAAUUUACGUUUUUUUUCUUUUUCUCAUGUGUCUUUGUGUAAAGAAGUUUGUAUUUGGUAAUGGGUACUUAAUAGCGAUAUUAACGAAACAUAUCCAUUUGUUACAUUCGUUGAAAGAUUAUUUCAAUUACAAAUUUAUUGUGCCUUAUUUUGAAAUAUAUAAUAUAUAUUUUUGUUUGUUGA